UAAGCUAAAACAAUCAAUUGUAAUUACUCUCGUUUGUACGUAGGUAGAGAUGAGCCGAUGGGUGUAUGUUCGUGUGUGUGCUUAUUUGGGCUACCUAACCACAAGACGAGUUUCAGUUUGGGUUUGACAACGAACAACCACGGACGUCUUGUCAUCUCUACGCUCGUACUAACGCAUAAACGAAAGAAAAUAAAUAAAAAGGAGCGGACAAUUGUGGAUUGAUUUUUAAUAAACUGUAAACGGCGAUACUACAUCGGAAGUGGUUGUUACCCAUAAUUGAAUAAAUAAAAAUUUGGUUUCAAAGUUCAAAUUAAAAAUGGAAGACCAACAACAUAAUCUCGGUACAAAUUUAUUGGAAUACAUAACUGUAUGAAAAAACAAAUUUAGAAAAUGCUAUGUUGCGAUCAAAAACAAUUAUUGCUGUGCCGUUAGACAGCGAAGAAGAACAAAACGGUGACGUAGAAGAGGAAGAACUUAAAACAGUUGUUGGUGGUGUGCCCGAUGGAAACAAAAAGUUACAGUCUGAAAAUGAAAAAGUACAGUCGAGUCUUGCAGCACAAAAACCCUUAGAAAAACAUAUUGACAAAAAUUCCGAAAACGAAAGAGAAAAACAUACAGAAUUCAAAAUUACAGGCGGUGUUUUUGGUCCAGUUUCUAUAAAUUCGCCUAAAAAAGAAACGCAAAUCAUGGAGAAAGAUAAAGUGGCACAGUUACGAGACAAGCAAAUGGAACUGUUGCCCAAAGAAAACGAACUGUUGCAGAAAGAAAAAGAAAUUAUGCAGGGUGAAAAUGACUUGCUGCGAGAUUUAUUUGCUUCGAAACUUGAGGGCAGACCAUUGAGUUGGCUGCAUUCACGUCGCGGUACGGCGACCGAAGACAUUACAGAAACAUUCAGUCAGUUUUGUGUCAUGUUUGGAUCAAAAGAGAGCAGAUUAGAGCUCCGCCGAAAAUUUGAGCGUGGUGUCUGGCGUCAAGAAGAGAAUUUUAUGGUCUACUACAAUGGAAAAGUUGAGUUGGCAGAAAAAUUAAAAAUGGAGGAAGACGAGUUGCUGGAAUAUGUUAUUGAUGGCAUAUCAAAUACUCACCUUCGCAGACAGACAGUACUGCAACACUACAAUAACUUUGCAGAGUUAUGCAAAUCGCUGUCGACUAUAAAAUUACCGAAAGCAGUGGAUGCAGACCACGGUGUAGCGGCUAACAAAUUUAGUGUCAGAUGCUAUAAUUGUAACAGUUUCGGGCAUUAUGCAGCUGACUGUACCAAACCGACAAGAGAACCGGGUACAUGUUAUGCCUGUGGAAUCAGCGGCCACACCGUCGGCUCUUGUGACAAAAAUAAAAAGAGAGAGACACCAAAAAAUGAAAAUAAUUAUAAAGCCUAAUUGAUACGGGUAGUUCAAUUAGCCUGAUACGAGAAGAUGCAUUGCCAGCAGGAACCAAAAUUUUGCCUUUCACUAAUACUGCCUUUCAUGGCUUGAAUUAUUCUUUGUUGAAAACGUAUGGAUAUUGCUUUUGUUUCUUGAAGUUACUAAAUAAAUGUUUUGAACUUAAAUUGCUGGUAGGUGAUAAAAUGUCUAUGAAAUACUCGGUGUUGUUGGGUCGGGAUUUUUUGGACAAAACUCA
Messenger RNA from Musca domestica (house fly), 1620 nucleotides. RefSeq lists its product as uncharacterized. The record is from RefSeq and is a predicted model, not a curated record. Bases 396 to 1379 code for a protein of 327 amino acids. Gene Ontology annotation, molecular function: nucleic acid binding; zinc ion binding. Lineage: Eukaryota; Metazoa; Arthropoda; Insecta; Diptera; Muscidae. The transcript is spliced from 2 exons.